UUUGGGUAAGCGGACUUCUCCCUUUCUGCGUUACAUUUCUCCAGCUCAUCAGUGAUGGAAAUUUUUAGAAAAUAUUUAGGUGGUUCGACGGAAUCAGAAGAGGUUGUUGGAGCUGAUAUAGUGGAAAGGCUUGUAGAUCGCUAUCAGUCCUCUACUAGAAUUGACGACAGACGGGAUGCAUUGCGGGCUCUUAAAGCGCUUUCUAAGGCAAGCAAGAAUUUUUAAUCUUUUUAUAUCUAGAUGUUUAGAAGUAUCGACUGGAGGUUGGGACACAAGCAAUGGUUAUCUUCUCGUCAGUUCUGAAAGCUGAUUGGGAAGACUCAGAUUGUGUGUGCUAUGCUUUAGAAGCACUUUAUUCUGUAAUGAAUGAUGAAGUAAACGAACAGGGUUUGUUAUUUUUCAGUUUAUAAGUCCCACAGUUGAACCUCACGAGUUAGUUAAUAUACCAGCUGACCUAGGCGUACAAUUCACGGAAAUGUAUUUGCGAAACCUUGAAAAUUAUGAAACUUUAUUAUCGUUGUUAGAUGCACCUGAAAGUUUUAUUCGACGGAAUGCUAUGCGGUUGCUUACAGUGCUUUCCAUUAAUCGUUUGAAGGAUACUCAAAAUGCCAUUCUUCAAUGUCGUGCCGGAAUUUCAAAACUUGUAGAUAUACUUUCAGACACGCAUGAAGUUUUGCGGAAUGAUGUUAUACUUCUUCUAACGGAACUCACGAAAGCAAAUGCAAAUAUCCAAAAAAUAGUAGCUUUCGAGAACGCUUUUGAUUGGUUACUGAAAAUCAUAUAUUCUGAAGGUCUGUGUGAUGGUGGUAUAGUGGUAGAAGAUUGUCUUCGUUUGUUGUUUCAAUUAUUAGACGGUAAUCCAUCCAACCAAGUUUUGUUUGUAGAAGGGAAUUUUAUUCGGCGUCUUUCUCUUCUGUUUGACUUGUAUUCUACUGAAAGUAGACAGUCACAAGUUUGGUCUGCACAGAAAGUUGUCAAUGCAGAGGUAGCUAUGCAGGUUGUUCAAACCUUGGUAGCACCCUGUAACAAAACUCAAUUAACACGAAACUGCCAGAAUGUGAUUUAUGACUGUGGUCUUCUAGAAAAAUUGUGUAAUAUUGUCAUGGUCAGUGGUGUUCCAGCAGAUGUCCUAACAAGAGCAAUCUAUGCCUUAGCAGAUUCGAUACGCGGAUGCCCAAGAAAUCAAGAAUAUUUGGCCAAUUUAGUUGCACCUUCAGAACCUCCUCAAUCUGCUGUCAAUGUGCUCCUCGUGUCCAUGUUAAACAGGCAUCAAUCUGUAGUUGUACGUGUAGCUGUGCUAUAUUGCUUUCAAUGUUAUCUUGCUUCUAAUCAUCAGGCACAGAAUGCAAUUGUAAUGACAUUACUGCCUAAACCUAGUGAUGUCCCACAGAUUGGUGUUAGCGCUGGUCAACUGCUUUGUGGAGGAUUGUUCUCCAAAGAUUCCUCAACUUGGUUUUCUUCCAUAGCUCUCCUUCAUUGUAUCCAUGAUAAUGUACAGCUUAAAGAAGAACUUUUACGUGUACACUUAUCUCCUAAUGAAGGAGCUCAACCGGUGACUCUUUUUCAUCAGUGUUUUGUCUGGCAACAAGAGUGUAGUCAUUUUCAAUCUCGUAUGGGUUUAUUGCAAUUAUUAUGUACUUGGUUCACAAACUGUUCCGAAGCAGUAAGAUGUUUUUUAAAUCCAUCAUCCAGUACAGCAAAUGAUGGUACACAACCAGUGAAUCGUAAUUCGUAUUUAUGGACUCUUAUCGCAGAAGCAUGUGCAGUGGAUAAUGAUGAAAAUGAAGCAUUAGUUCGCGGUUUGACUACAUUAUUAGUUUGUAUUUGUGUAAUAUACAAUCCUGGGGAUGUAAAUGGAUUUGAAAAGUCAACCUUAUUUAAUGCCCUGGAGAAACGUAUCGGUAUAGAUAUGAUUUUAGAACGUCUAAGUCAAGUAUCCAAAGCUGAAUCAUUUGUUUCAGCUUCAAAAAAACCUCAAACGUCUGUACAGUCUACUGAUGAGUUAAUCUUUGAUUAUACAUUCACCCGGUUGUUUAAACGAUUAGAAUAUGAAGUAAUGCACACGUUUCAAUCGGAUAAUAAUGUAAAUGGAGUAACGAAUUGUAUUUCACUUGGUGAUAAUCAACAAACUAGUAGAUCUGUUGAUCCUACAGUUUCAACAAUUAAUAAACAACAGUAUGAUGAGAAACUGGCAAAACAAGAGAAUGAGAUAACAAUGUUGCGUAAUCGUAUUCACGUAUUAGAAUCUGAGCUGAAUAUUUGUCGUUCUACCAUUAAUAAUAAUACUCCAACCAAUACACAACAGAUUAACAUACACAAUGAAGAUCAACUACAAAAAUUAACCAUAACUGACAAUGGUAUUAUUCAAAAUUUAGAACAAAAGUGUUCAAUGCUUGAAAAAGAACGUGAUCAUCUACGUGGUGAACAAGAAGAUUUAUUGUUACUUUUAAAUGAUCAAGAUGUGAAAAUUAUGAAAUUAUGUAAACUUGUUAAAGAGUUAGGUGGCCGUAUACCAGAUGAUAUUGAAUUAAAUAGUAAUAUCGAUACAAAAGUUCCAAAUGAUCAUCCUGACCAAUUAAGCAAUAAAGAAAUUACUAAUCAAUCAUUGUCGACAUUUCAAACCAUUCCAUCGACUCAAUCGGAUACAUUACAAUGUGUACCAACUUCUGGACUAGCUUUAUCAUCGGAUGCAACAAAUAAUUCAACACAAUCAUUACAUUGUGUAUAUAAUAAUGAUAAUACGACGUAUCAUACACCUCCAGUGUUACCUCAUACUAAUCCUCUUCUUCUUCCUCCUCUUCCUACUUCAACAACAACACAAAGUGAAUAUUACUAUCCACAAGGAUAUUUUAGCACUGAUUCACAAAACUAUGCCUGUUUACCAUCAUCAGCAGCGUUGUAUUCUACCAAUUAUCCCAUUGUAUCAUCCAAUUCAUUUGAUAGUGGUCAUUUUGAUUCAUUCACUAGUAGCAGUGCACAGUAUUUCAUGAAUAAAUAAAUAACUACAAUGCUAAUAACAACUAAUCAAUUUGAAAGAAAAAAAAUUAAAUAUUUAUGCAUCAAACAAUAAUAUUUUUUUUCUUCUUCAAAUUACUUAAUGUACAUUGGCCUCAAUGUGUAUGCCAUGUAUACUAUAUACAUGACAUACAAUGUGCUGUCCACAUUGCUUACUUGAAUUAACUUUGCUAUCCAAAAAAUAAUAAUAAUAAUAAAUGAAAAGACAUUACUUCCUUUUUUUUGUAUGUGCUUACGCGUUAAUCAAUCUGAUUGGAUUGAUUAUCAAUCUGUUUCACAUGGUUGUGUGCAAAGUUCUUCUUUUUCUUUCCUUUCUACUGAUGAUAUUUCAGGUCAACACGUUCCUGACUAUUUCUUAUUAUUUCUCUCGCUCUCUCUUUAAAUAUGAAAACUCCAAAAUGAUGAUUAUGCCGAGUAUGAUUCUCUUUGGUCUCAUUUUCUUUAUUAAUAUUUUUCUGGAUAUGAAAAGCUGUUUGAUUUCGCAAGAAAAAAAAAUAUAGAAAUUACUUUUUUUUAAAAUAAAAAAAAACUUGAAUUACAUGUAGUUAGUUGUAGGCUAGGGGUGGGGGGAGGAUAAUAUUAAACAAAAAGAACAGGGCUAUUUUUUAUUUGUUGCAUUCAAAUUUUAAUAAUUAAUUGUUUUAAUCUCGCCAUUAUUUAUAUUUCAUCAAUUGUAAUAACAUGUUUUUUUGGUGGACUUGUGUUUUCCUGAAUGAUUUAUUCAUUUGUUCGGAUAACAUGAUAUUGUUCUCGAAUUUCAUUAGUUUCAUCAAUAUUUCUUUCAUAUUUAUUCUAUGUUGUUUAUAAAAUGAAGGUCUUUGUUAGCCGAAAAUACAUAUAAACGAAUAAUAGGACGGAAGUAAAUAGACUCGGUAACUUGUGGAUGGGACUCGUUUCUCUAAUUACUUGUAUGAGCUUCAAAUUUGCUAUCUCUCGAAAUUCUUUUGGCAGACGUUCCUCAAUUGUAUCUGGGUCUAACAUCGUUAAUGAUUAUUUAUUAGUUGGAAUAAUGUAGGUAACUUUAAAGCCCAUAUAUUGUUUAAAUUCAUUUGAUAGAUUCACAUAUAUUUUUGACUGAUUAUGUUUGUUAAAUAUAGUGUUCGAACUUAUUGAUAGGGAUUAGAUCAGGUCUUGUCUGCGUCACUAGCUUAUUGAUCACAUCACACUAUCAAAAGUAGAGGUUUAUUUUCGACAUGAUUGUAUUCAAUUCGUUGCACAAGACUAUGCUUAGAAAUUGUCUUGUUUAUUGAAGGCACGUUAACACCUUACAAACUUCAACACAUUAAGAUCUAUCCUAACUUUACAUUCCUC
Schistosoma turkestanicum is the source of this 4326-nucleotide messenger RNA. NCBI's taxonomy places the organism in Eukaryota, Metazoa, Platyhelminthes, Trematoda, Strigeidida, Schistosomatidae. The record is from the annotation of a GenBank genome assembly.